This is a messenger RNA of Mytilus californianus (California mussel), 2254 nucleotides long. RefSeq names its product mediator of RNA polymerase II transcription subunit 15-like. Bases 507 to 2021 code for a protein of 504 amino acids. The transcript is spliced from 16 exons. Lineage: Eukaryota; Metazoa; Mollusca; Bivalvia; Mytilida; Mytilidae. The record is from RefSeq and is a predicted model, not a curated record. Gene Ontology annotation, molecular function: transcription coregulator activity. Gene Ontology annotation, biological process: regulation of DNA-templated transcription.
UAUAAUAAAUCAUUGAUAAUUGUUAUUUUGAAAUGAUGUUUUUUUCACAAGUGUUUGCUUAUUAGUUUAGAAUUCUGGCAAAUUGUAUUGAAAAUACAUUAUGUCUUACUUAACGUCUAAAUAAUGAUUUCGGUUUUUCAUCUUGAAAAUCUUUUUUCAUCGGAUUUUGAAGCAUCUUAAGUGAACAUUUGAUGCUGAAGAAAAAUUUGGAUUACUGCAGGGAAAGGACAAGCAGAUUGUAAAAAUCUUAAAAUUGAUUGCUUCAUGGAAAGACUUUCUUAAACUGUCAAAAAACUUAUUGACGUCAUUUUUCGAUAAUGUGCACAUUUUUUUAUUUUGCAAAUACAUGUUAAUGCACUAUAAGAGAAAAAUAUAACUGCAGAAGGUUGGAAUUGAAAACUAUUGUCCAUGCUAGGAGUAGAUUCAAUUAUUCAUCCAUCAAUAUAUAACUGUCCUCAAGUCAUUGGAUAACGACAGAAAAAAUAUCAGGAUUUAAUCGAAACACCAUGCAUACUAGGAGAGAAAUGGCUGGUCCACCUUAUAGCAUGGGAUGGAAUCCUCAGAUGUACUAUUACACAUAUUCUCAAAGAGAAAGAAGAGCAGCACCUGGUGGAAUGCCUCAGGUCGGCAUGCAAGACCCCAUUAAUGCCCUGCAGAAUCUGGCAAUGCAGGGCACCCCAGGUAUGGGACAACAAGCCAUGAUGACUCCACAACAGCAUGCUCAGCUGAAUGUAAGACAACAACAACUAUUUAAUCAACAACAACAGAUUAUGAACAGAGCCAAUGCGUUGGCACAGGCACAACCAAGGCCUCCUCUUCAGAGACAGGAUGCUUUCAUUGUAACCUCAGCUCAGCAGCAUGUACCACAACAGGUAUCUCAGGUCCUACCAGCUGCUUCUCAAAUGGGUUUCAAUCAGCAGGUACAGCCAGGCAUGCAAAGACAGAAUCUGAAUCAGAAUGCAGCUGCAGGACCACAACAGACCAUGCAGUCCCAGAAUCCACAAUCAAUGGUCCAUUCACCAGCACCGCCAAUUUUUCAUAGCUGCAGAUUUCAUUAUCGGUCACAAAUAGCAUCAUCACCAAUGUCUAUGAUGACACCAUCACCGGUAGCUCCUUCUCCAGCUGCCAGAGGUCAAGGAAUGUAUGGAGUACCCUCUCCCAGUAGUAACAUGAACACACCAGCCAUGAGUCAUGCAAGUCCUGCUCCACGAUCUGUAGAAGAACAAGCCUACUUAGACAAACUACAGAAACUUUCACGUUAUGUAGAACCAUUACGAAGAAUGAUCAAAAGACUGUCUACUGAUAAGGAUGAAGAUCAUAAGAAAGACAUAAGUAAAAUGAAAAAUUUACUCGAAAUUCUAACAGAUCCUUCAAAAAGAUUACCAAUGGCAACCUUAUUGAAAUGUGAACAAGUCCUGGAAAAAUUAGAACUACAUCACAGUAGUACCAGAACUACACCUAGUAGUACAACAACAGUUACAACAGUUAGUUCACACAUAUGUGCUCCGUUGCUGGAGGCUGUAACAGCACACAUCAUGUCUCCAAUGUUUAACCACUCCCUACACAGAACAUUUGGUCCAGCCAUGACAGCUCUAUAUGGUGCUCCAAUAAGAGCACCAAGUCCUCCACCUAGAAAGCGGAGGAAGAUAGAGGAAUCUGAUGAGGAGGAUGACAUUCCACAUAUCUUGCAGGGAGAGAUAGCACGACUUGGGGCACGCUUUAAAGUCAACUUAAAUCCUUUAUAUAACAGUAAAUCUAAGACAGUACACUUAAUAUGUAAAUUAGAUGAUAAAAAUUUACCCAGUGUGCCGCCUAUAACUGUGACAGUACCAGAAAAUUAUCCUGAUACCAGUCCAGAAUGUGACUCCAAACUUCCUGAAUAUGAAACAAAUGCUUUCCUGAAAUCAGUUCAUCAAUCCAUGUCUGUUUUAUUACUGAGAAUGCCAAACAGAUACACAUUUACAGAGCUGCUUGAUAAAUGGGAAAUGAGUGUAAGGAAAGCUUGUGCUGCUUCAGUUUGAACUUGCUAUACUGGUAUCUGAUGAUAAUACAAGUGUACUUGGAACCAGCUGGUUCAUUCCUAGCAGAAGGUUAUUUCAGAACAUUGAACUACUUAGAUAACAUUGUGUUGUUCUGAUUAUGACAUAUGGAAGCAAUGAUUUGAUUCAGGAGACUUUGCUGGACAAAAUACAUGGACAUAGACACAGCUGUUAUAUAGCUAUAUAUUUUGUAUAAUAAAUUCAAAAGAAAAUGG